Molecule: messenger RNA, 2931 nt
Organism: Psilocybe cubensis
Lineage: Eukaryota; Fungi; Basidiomycota; Agaricomycetes; Agaricales; Agrocybaceae
Exons: 8
Coding region: 1-2931 (976 amino acids)
Biological process (GO): regulation of transcription by RNA polymerase II
Cellular component (GO): nucleus; SWI/SNF complex
Molecular function (GO): transcription coregulator activity
Source: RefSeq, a predicted model, not a curated record
AUGUCGCCCGCCAUAUGCGAUCGCAUACUGGCGACAGGCCGUAUAAAUGUCAGUAUUGCGGAGAUCAGUUCGCCCGGAGCGGCGGAACAAGAAGGAAGGGUUCUGCCUCCGCAUCCCGAGCAACCACAUCUAAGCAGGCGUGUGAUCAGUGUGUCCAAUCCAGUCUUCCGUGUGACGGCUGCAAUCCAUGUUCGGAAAUGCCGCUGUACAUUCGUCAAAUUUCAUCGCCAGACGGCGCCUGCAGGGCCAGGUCACAAUACCGUGCGCCCUAAUGGCUCCGUAAGCUCAACGGGCUUGGUGUCGAUGCCAUCCGCAUCGACAUCUCGUCUGCCCAUCUUCCCACCCCAGCCCGAGGACGACUUCAUCCUCGGGCCGCCUCCCACGGGCGCCUCUGCAGGCGGCGUGCACACCAUGGCCGAGACUCUGUACAACUCAAACUCGUUCGCGUUUCCCGCGCUGUAUCCUACAGACCCGCAGCCAUCGCUUGGCGGCGCUGACCCAGUGGACUAUGCGUCCAAGUACCGUGCGCAGGCGCAGGCGGAGUUGUUUGGGCCUGGCAGGUCGGGGCUCGGUACCGGACUCACUCCUCUGUAUGACCCUAGAGGCGGGGCGUCCGCGAGUACAGGGGCAGCUGGUUGGCUGGGGUGGGACAGCGCGCCCCAGCAGCAGCAGGGCGAUGGGUACCACGGCCACCAUCAGCAGCAGCACCAUCAAGAGCAUGGGCGUCACACGGAUAUGAUCCCUGCAUCCUCUGGCGCCUCUGCGAUGCACGAUAAACAUCUACUCCAACAACAGCAACAACAACAGCCGCCUCCGCCGCAUUACAUGCCGAUGGCGAUUCCGUACCCUGGUGCGCGGUCUGAUUCGGGCGUCGGGCCGUCUGCUAGUGGUACUAGUACCAGUGGUGGUGCAGGCGCCAGCGUGGGUGUGGGCGUGGGAGGCGACGCGGAUGCGGGUAGAAGACGGUCGAUUGAUUUUACGAGCGAUUUUGGAGGGACACAGUCUUCUUCUUCUGUUGCUGGUGGUGGUGGUGCUGGUGGGAUGGGCGAGUAUGAGUAUGAUUAUGAUUAUGAGCGGUUUAGUGGUGGGAGUGUGAGUGAUGGUGAUGGAGAGAGGGACGGAAGUGCGAGUGUGGGUGCGAGGAGGUCGGUGCAGAGUAGUGCGGCUAGUUCGAGUGUGCAUUUGCCGCUUGGCGUUGGCGUUGGCGUGGGUGUGGGUGUUGGGGGUGUGGGUGGAAUGGGCGGGUUGUUACAGCAUCAACAGCAGCAGCAGCAGCAGCAUGGACUUGGGCAGAGUCAGAUUCAGCAGCACCAGCAGCACCAGCAGAGGCAUCACCAGCACCAGCACCAGAACGAGCAAAGGCAACAUCAGCAGCAGCAACAGCAACAAAGGCAGCACCAGCACCAGCAGGCGUUGUUUGAUGCGGGAUACAACCUCGGGUUGAUCCCAGACAGACCCAGUACAGCAUCGACGUCCUCCUCGUCAUCGUCGCACCAGCCACAUCACUCGAGAGGGGGCAGCUUCGGCGAUGGAGGCGGGUCCUCCACAGGGGGUUACGCGCCGUCGUCGCAUGACGAACGACAAGAGUUUUCAUCCGCCUUUGGGCUCAUGUCGCUCGACGACCCGAAUGUCAUCGCGGGGCUUGCCGUCGAUGGCCAGCCGUUCUUCUCGGACCCGGAGCACGCGCAUAAUCAGCAGGCGCAGGCGCAGGCGCAGGCGCGGUUGUUGGGCCAGGAUAUGGACACGCCGAUGCCGAUGAAGCAGGAGUCGUCGGCGGGUGGGCUGUUGCAGCUCCCGCUGGACACGAAGCUGCAGACGCCUUCGAGGGAUACGGACACGAGGGAGCUGAGGGAGUUUUGGAAGCAGUACAUGCGCACGCCACUCAGUGGGCCCGGGCCUGUGCUGGGCAUGGGAGAUGUGCAAGGGGGGACGUCGUCUAAGGGUACGACAACGCCGUAUAGGAGGCAGAGGGUUGCGUCGAUGCCUAGUGUUAAGACGCCGGUGAUGGAAAGAGAUCAUUUUUAUUCAGAGAAAGACCAUCAGCAGCAGCAGCAGCAACAAACGGGUGCUAAUGUUAAUGCGGGAGAGUCGGAGAGAGAUAGGAAGAUGGGGCCCACGUCGUCUAUGCGCACGACGCUCCAUGGGGACCAUGAGGAUCUGAGGUCGUAUGAGGCUGCGGUGCUGGCGAGGAAGGCACCUACCAAUCUGAAUCUGCAGAUUAGGAAGCCUUUCAGAGGUAGAGGGAACGCUCCGAAUAAUUACGGGGCGAGACCGCGAAGUGCUGUGGAUCCACCGACCACCUCGAUUUCGUCGUCGCUAGCGAAUGCUUUUGGAAACUCUUCGAAUAAUACGGCUGCGUCGGGGUCAACAGGUCAACAGCAGCAGCAUGUCCCUCCUUCAGCUCCACCCGGUCGGGUCUCAUUUGCGGUGAAGAAAGAGGACAGCACGAGUCCAUCCAUUGCCCAAUCUAGGGGGUCUUCAGUCGCUGUUGAGGACUCUGACGGUGGGAGCUCAAACGACCAGGACUCGGGCCGGCCUUCCUUCAAGCGUCUCCCAUCACAGACGCUCGGACCAGCCAAUUCCAAGCGUGCAUUCUUGGGCUUUACAGAGGGAAAUGUUGACGGUGCAAAGGAUCGACAGCUUAUCGGAUGGGGAACGCCCAAUGCGGGCGAGUCAACUCACCUACCGGCUCCCAAGAACCAGCUGUCGACGAUGAGCCAUCCGGAUCGUGUCGUGGCGAGUCUUUCGGAGCGCAGGCGGAGGAGGAUGAGCGCGCCUGGUGCUAGUGCACCGUUGCACUUGCCUAUGCCGGACGCGAAUGCUAAUCCGAUUCCUAUCGUCGAGAACAAGGGACCUGAACGGCCGUAUGCAGGUAAUACGGAGGGAGGUGCGACGUAUGCCCCUGCUGCUCAAGGUGGAGGAAGAAAUUGA